This is a messenger RNA of Schistosoma bovis, 735 nucleotides long. Lineage: Eukaryota; Metazoa; Platyhelminthes; Trematoda; Strigeidida; Schistosomatidae. The record is from the annotation of a GenBank genome assembly.
AUGCAUCGGUUCAAUUAUUGUUUGGAAUCAUCAUGCGUGAAUGGUGUUUUAUUGCAUCAAAUUGACGGACACCGGCUAUAUGCUUGUUGUUCAUUAUUUGCAGCAUUUGGAUGUUGUCGACGUGAUAAUAUAUAUGAUGACGAUUAUACACUGCUUGAUAGAGAAUUGAUGAAAUUUUAUGUGAAACUUGAUGUACUCACUGCUGCUCCAUCUGUACUCAUUUUAAAAUCCGGUUUAAGAAUUUGUGCUAAUGGUGCUGCUAGAACAAAUAUACCAAUAAUACAGGAUUAUGCUUAUUACGAAGUGAAACUACAAAAUUAUAGAGGGUCAUGGGGAAUCGGGCUGUGUACAGUAAAUACGCCAUUGGAUUCUGUCCAAUCGCUUACUGAUGAUUCGUCAUGUUGGAUACUUAGAAACGAUAUGAAAAUAUGGAGUCGUGGUCAUGUGAUUGGUCAGUUAAAACAAUCUGUUGAAGAGGGUGAUAUAAUUGGGGUGAUCUAUGAUAAAGGGGAAUUGAGAUUUACAAUCAAUGGAGAUAUUGCUCAUGUGUAUUCGGAGCAAACAGAACAAAGCCCACUGUGUAUUGACAGCGGUGGUGAAGUUUUGUAUCCUGUAUUAGGUGUGGGAGAUGAUACAGUGUUGGAUGUGGCUUUUACGGCGAACUCAUUUAAUUACCCACCAUUAUCGGUUGAAGGAUUCGGUGAGAUAAAAUUCCAGAAAGAAGUUACUUUUUAG